CUGCGGGCUUUUCCGGUGUGGUUUGUUGUUGUUCCGGUCCCGGCGCCGUGUCCGUGUCCGCCCCGGUGUCGCUGCUCCGGUGUCGCUGCUCCGGUGUCGCUGCUCCGGUGUCGCUGCCCCGGUGUCUCUGCCCCGGUGUCUCUGCUCCGUGUCCGGCCCCGGGAGGAGCUGAUCAUGAGCGGGCUGCAGCUGCUCGGAGCCUACCUGACGGAGGUGGUGAAGGAGAUCCUGCGGGUGGUGGAGGAGGCGGUCACCGAGUACCGGGAGGAGGCGGCCCGCACCCGGAGAGAGAACCAGAGCCUCCGGAGCCAACUGCGGGACGUGCUGCUGCUGGAGGCCCGCGCGGAGUGGCCCAGAGCCGGGCCGUUUCUGGAGCACUUGUCUCUCUCGGAUCAUCCCAAUGUGACUCCUGCCGUCUACGGCUUCGUGCCCACGUCUCAGGUGACUCACACGGUCUCAUGUUCUCGCUCGGACGACGCGAAGAAGCCGCCGGUCUCCUCACGACGGACCGCGGACGGCCCGGGGGCCAGAGCUUUGACCGCGGCUCCGGGGAGAGUGAAGGAGGAAGAGGAGGAGAGGGGGAUGAGCGGAGGAGAGGAGAGGGGGAGGGAGAGAGGAGAGGAGGAGAGGAGGGGACUGAGCGAGAGACUGAGAAAGAGAGGGAGCGAAAGAGGAGAGGAGGAGCGAGGGGUGAACGAGAGCGACGGGGAGGAGAGACGGAGCGAGAGAAGAGAAGGAGAAGGGAGCAACAGAGGAGAGGAGGAGAGAGGGAGAAAGAGAGGAGAGGAGGAGGAGGAGGAGAGAGGGAAGCACGUGAGAAGAGAGGAGGAGAAAGGGAGCGAAAGACGAGAGGCAAAAACAGAAGAGGGGAGAGGAGAGCGGGACAAGAGAGGAGAGGAGGAGCGAGAGGAGGAGAGAGGGAUUAACGGAGGAGAGGAGGAGCGAGGGAGCGAGGGAGGAGAGGAGCCGGUGUCGUGGGUGAAGACGGAGCCGGAGCACAGAGCUGUGACGGAGAGAACAGCGCCCCCCGUGGACCAGGUGUCCCCGCCCCACAGCGCCCCCCGCUGUCCUCGCUGCAGCGACACCUUCCCCUCAGGCUCCGCCCUCCUGCUCCACCUGCAGCAGCCCAAGAAGAGCCACUGCUGCGACUUCUGCUGCAAGUCCUUCUCCCAGUCGGCCGACCUGCGGCGCCACCUCAGGACGCACACGGGCGAGCGCCCGCACCGCUGCGGCUUCUGCGCCCGCGCCUUCAGCCAGAGAGGAAACCUGCGGCGCCACCUACGGGUGCACACGGGCGAGAGACCCUACGCCUGCGCCCACUGCCAACGCCGCUUCAGCGACGGAGACACGCUCAAGAAGCACCAGCGCACGCACGUCUGAACCAGAACUGAACCAGGACUAAACCAGGACCAGGACUAAACCAGGACCAGGACUAAACCAGGACUAAACCAGGACCAGGACUAAAGCAGCGCACGCACGUCUGAACCAGAACUGAACCAGGACUGAACCAGGACCAGGACUAAACCAGGACUGAACCAGGACUAAACCAGGACUAAACCAGGACUAAACCAGGACUAACCAGGACUAAACCAGGACUAAACCAGGACUAAACCAGGACCAGGACUAAACCAGGACUAAACCAGGACUAAACCAGGACUAAACCAGGACUAAACCAGGACUAAACCAGGACCAGGACUGAACCAGGACCAGGACUAAACCAGGACUAAACCAGGACCAGGACUAAACCAGGACCAGGACUAAACCAGGACUAAACCAGGACUAAACCAGGACUAAACCAGGACCAGGACUAAACCAGGACUAAACCAGGACCAGGACUAAACCAGGACUAAACCAGGACUAAACCAGGACCAGGACUAAACCAGGACUGAACCAGGACCAGGACUAAACCAGGACUAAACCAGGACUAAAACCAGGACUAAACCAGGACUAAACCAGGACUAAACCAGGACUAAACCAGGACUAAACCAGGACCAGGACUAAACCAGGACUAAACCAGGACUAAACCAGGACCGACUAAACCAGGACUAAACCAGGACCAGGACUAAACCAGGACUAAACCAGGACUAAACCAGGACCAGGACUAAACCAGGACCAGGACUAAACCAGGACCAGGACUAAACCAGGACCAGGACCAGGACUAAACCAGGACUGAACCAGGACCAGGACUAAACCAGGACCAGGACUAAACCAGGACUAAACCAGGACUAAACCAGGACUAAACCAGGACUAAACCAGGACUAACCAGGACCAGGACUAAACCAGGACUAAACCAGGACUAAACCAGGACCAGGACUAAACCAGAACUAAACCAGGACUAAACCAGGACUGAACCAGGACUAAACCAGGACCAGGACUAAACCAGGACUGAACCAGGACCAGGACUAAACCAGGACCAGGACUAAACCAGGACCAGGACUAAACCAGGACCAGGACUAAACCAGGACUAAACCAGGACUAAACCAGGACUAAACCAGGACUAAACCAG
Boleophthalmus pectinirostris (great blue-spotted mudskipper) is the source of this 2506-nucleotide messenger RNA. RefSeq names its product zinc finger protein with KRAB and SCAN domains 1-like. Bases 175 to 1380 code for a protein of 401 amino acids. Lineage: Eukaryota; Metazoa; Chordata; Actinopteri; Gobiiformes; Gobiidae. The transcript has 4 exons. Gene Ontology annotation, molecular function: DNA-binding transcription factor activity, RNA polymerase II-specific; RNA polymerase II cis-regulatory region sequence-specific DNA binding. The record is from RefSeq and is a predicted model, not a curated record. Gene Ontology annotation, biological process: regulation of transcription by RNA polymerase II. Gene Ontology annotation, cellular component: nucleus.